Molecule: messenger RNA, 1899 nt
Organism: Torulaspora globosa
Lineage: Eukaryota; Fungi; Ascomycota; Saccharomycetes; Saccharomycetales; Saccharomycetaceae
Gene: RAD30
Product: DNA-directed DNA polymerase eta
Exons: 1
Coding region: 1-1899 (632 amino acids)
Biological process (GO): response to radiation; error-prone translesion synthesis
Cellular component (GO): replication fork; nucleus; site of double-strand break
Molecular function (GO): DNA-directed DNA polymerase activity; damaged DNA binding
Source: RefSeq, a predicted model, not a curated record
AUGUCCAAAUACAAAUGGAAGGACUUGACGAAACUGAAGUCACCUAGCAUGGCUUAUGACUCGCCGCUUUCAGUGCUGUGUCAUAUAGAUGUAAACUGUUUUUAUGCCCAGGUAGAGGCUAUCCGUUGUGGUUAUACGAAAGAGGACCCUGUUGUGUGUGUUCAGUGGAACUCCAUAGUGGCUGUCUCAUACGCUGCUCGAAAAUACGGUAUCAGCAGAAUGAUUACGAUUCAAGAAGCUAUGAAAAAGACUGAUAAAUUGAUUCCCAUUCACACUGCUGUUUUCAAGAAGGGCGAGGAUUUCUGGCAGUAUCAUGAUGGAUGGGGACCUUGGAACCCUGACAAGGAUAAAAGGCUGCCGUCUUCAGACUACAAGAUAUCUCUAGAUCCAUACCGGAGAGAGAGCCGGAAGAUCUUCAAGAUCUUCACAGAGUAUUGCGAUUUGGCCGAGAAGGCGAGUGUGGAUGAGGUAUUCUUGGAUAUCGCAAGACUUUGCUUACAGAGCUUAAUGUGUAGCGAGCAGCUCAUACCAGGGAAGGAAAAUCCCGAGACAAUUCAGCUCAUGCAGGCGAAAUUCAAAGACGAAAGUUACGACGGAAACCAGUUUUUGCCGGCUGUACCCGGAGAACUUAAAGAGUUACCAUUUAUUGGAGACGUGUAUAAUCCCGAAGACCUACCAUUAAUCGAGGACUGGGAUGAUGUUCUCUUUGCCCUUGGAUCGCGAAUAGCACAAGAGCUUAGAGACGAAAUUAAACAAACCCUUGGGUACACAACUUCCUGCGGGUUAGCAAGCACCAAGAAUGUGUGUAAACUAGCGUCCAAUUUCAAGAAGCCCGAUGCACAGACUAUAAUCAAGAACAGCUGCGUGAAUACCUUUCUGGAUAACGGUAAAUUCGAAAUAACAACAUUCUGGUCGCUAGGGGGAAUACUGGGCAAGGAGCUCAUCCAAAUUCUGAAGUUGCCUCAGCAAGGUAGCAACGGCUAUGUAAGAGAAAAUUGGCCCACAAGAGAUAGUCUCAGAAAGUCGCUGAGUAGAGCGGUCAGAGAAUCUCCGUCUACUUCGAGCACCAUAAUCGACGCAUCAAGAACAAAUGAAAUCGCCGACAAGCUUUAUGAUUUGGUUCGGGGACAGUACCGGGUUGCGGUGACGCCGCAGACGAUUGUAAAAUCAAUGAUGUCGAAUAAAAAUAUGACUGGUCAGGCAUGCAGUGGUUUGGCUGAUUGCUUUUCUUGGCUCGAAGUCUUCGCUGGCGAGCUAGCUGGAAGAGUUCACGAGCUCGAGCAAGAAUACGAUAAGAUAAUACGACCGCGAACUAUUCACAUUUUGGUUAGAGCGAAAUCGGGCGACACGCAUAGCAAAUCAGGUCCAUUUGUUCAGAACGGUGCCAAGAUAAGCAGUCAAGAUCUUCUAAAAGCGGGAGCUAAGCUUGUGGCAGAGUUGGACGCUAAGUUCGCUCGAGGAAAGGAGCAUUCAUUCUACCCGUUAAUAAACAUUAAUAUGUCUAUUUCCAAUCUGGAUGUUGUUGACUGCAGGAAAUCUGUGAUCGACAUGUUCGGCAACCAAGCAAGCGUUCAGGGUCGACAAAGAAAGGCAAAUGUGGGGAAUAAUCAGUCAGCUUCGCUUGCCAAUGAACCCUUCAAAGAAAAUUGGUGCGAUGAGUGUAAUAAAACUUUCGAGACGAGCCGGGAGUUUCAGGAGCAUGCAGACUAUCAUAUCGCUCUAGCCCUCUCUGAGAAAAUGAACGGCACAAACGACUGCUCUAGGCGUCUAACCUUCGGCGAGAAACGGCUUUUGAUGAGAAGAAACGCCCCGGAGCCACCAAGUAAGAGAAGAUCCAAACCCAAGAGCAAGACCGCUGGGUCUUCGAGUGAUAUCUUCAAGUAUUUCAAGAAAGAAUGA